GCCAUCACACGAGCCGAGCGCGCGCAGGCGACAAGCGCGGAAAGCGUUUGGUGGGCGGCGACCUGGCGCGCGGGCCAGCCCAGCCGUGCGUGGUGUGGUGUGGUGUGGUGCGGGCUGAGGCGGCGCACGGCAACGGGAACGGGUCCGGCGGGCGGAGGAGAGCAGCGCGCGGUUCACGCAACGGCUACUACAAAUACUCACCCACACCACACCGCCGGGCCCCUCGGCUCAGUCACUCGCCACACAUUGCACACAGGCCACAGGAAGGAAGGACGAAUCAAACGGACCCCUGCGCUCCCAGUGAGGACUAACCAGCCUUGUUCGCCAUGGAGGCUCUGGUCUCGUUCCAGCUCGCCACCACGCACGCCGGCUUCGGCAUCGCCGACAGGUCGGUGCCGUCGAUGUUCCGCCGCGGUGUCCAUGUCCUCAUGCCCCGGACCGCUGCGGACACGCUCAGCAUGCGGACCAGCGCGCGCGCGACACCCAAGCACGCGCGAAGGGUGCAGCGCGGGGGCCGCAGGUUCCCCUCCGUCGUCGUGUGCGCCACUGGCGGCAUGAACGUCGUCUUCGUGGGCGCCGAGAUGGCGCCAUGGAGCAAGACCGGCGGCCUCGGCGACGUCCUCGGCGGCCUCCCGCCGGCCAUGGCCGCGAAUGGGCACCGGGUCAUGGUCAUUUCUCCCCGGUACGACCAGUACAACGACGCCUGGGACACCAGCGUUGUGUCUGAGAUCAAGGUGGCAGGCAGGUACGAGAGAGUGAGAUUUUUCCACUGCUACAAGCGUGGAGUUGACCGUGUGUUCAUUGACCACCCAUCGUUCCUGGAGAAGGUUUGGGGAAAGACCGGUGAGAAGAUCUACGGGCCUGACACUGGAACGGAUUACAGGGACAACCAGCUGCGUUUCAGCCUUCUUUGCCAGGCAGCACUUGAGGCUCCUAGGAUCCUGAGCCUCAACAACAACCCAUACUUCUCUGGACCGUACGGGGAGGAUGUCGUGUUCGUCUGCAACGACUGGCACACCGGUCCUCUGUCGUGCUACCUCAAGAACAAUUACCAGUCCAAUGGCAUCUACAAGGACGCAAAGGUCGCUUUCUGCAUCCACAACAUCUCCUACCAGGGCCGGUUCGCCUUGGCGGACUUCCCAGAGCUGAAUCUCCCUGAGAGGUUCAAGUCAUCAUUUGAUUUCAUCGACGGUUAUGACACGCCUGUGGAGGGCAGGAAGAUCAACUGGAUGAAGGCCGGGAUCCUUGAAGCCGACAGGGUCCUCACCGUGAGCCCAUAUUACUCCCAAGAGCUCAUCUCCGGCGAGGCGAGGGGCUGCGAGCUUGACAAUAUCAUGCGCCUGACCGGCAUCACCGGGAUCGUCAACGGCAUGGACGUCAGCGAGUGGGAUCCCAGCAAGGACAAGUACAUCACCGUGAAGUACGACGCGACAACCGCCGUCGCGGCGAAGGCGCUCAACAAAGAGGCAUUGCAGGCGGAGGUCGGCCUUCCCGUCGACCGGAAGAUUCCGCUGGUGGCGUUCAUCGGCAGGCUGGAGGAGCAGAAGGGCCCCGACGUCAUGGCGGCCGCCAUUCCACAGCUCAUGGAGGAGGACGUUCAGAUCGUUCUUCUGGGUACGGGCAAGAAGAAGUUUGAGCAAAUGCUCAUGAGCGCCGAGGAGAAGUACCCCGGCAAGGUGCGCGCCGUGGUCAAGUUCAACGCGGCGCUGGCGCACCACAUUAUGGCCGGCGCAGACCUGCUCGCCGUCACCAGCCGGUUCGAGCCCUGCGGCCUCAUCCAGCUGCAGGGGAUGCGAUACGGGACGCCCUGCGCUUGCGCCUCUACCGGUGGACUCGUCGACACCGUCGUGGAAGGCAAGACUGGAUUCCACAUGGGCCGUCUCAGUGUCGACUGCAAGGUCGUGGAGCCAUCUGACGUUCAGAAGGUGGCGACGACCCUGAAACGCGCCAUCAAGGUCGUCGGCACGCCGGCCUACGAGGAGAUGAUCAGGAACUGUAUGAUUCAGGAUCUCUCCUGGAAGGGGCCUGCCAAGAACUGGGAGAACGUGCUUCUGAGCAUGGGGAUCGCCGGAAGCGAGCCCGGGAUCGAAGGCGAGGAGAUCGCGCCGCUCGCCAAGGAGAACGUGGCUGCGCCCUGAAAGAUGCGUGUAGAACAAAAUAUGAUCGACGGAGAAUCUACCAUAGUAGAGUAUAUGAACUAAUUGCUUGUUGUAGUGAAGUCAUGAAACAUAGUGGCCAGUAGGCUAAUAACUAAGUUUGAGGUGGUAUUGCUUGUUAAGAACUGC
Phragmites australis (common reed) is the source of this 2285-nucleotide messenger RNA. Its product is annotated as granule-bound starch synthase 1, chloroplastic/amyloplastic. The coding region runs from base 327 to 2138 and encodes 603 amino acids. NCBI's taxonomy places the organism in Eukaryota, Viridiplantae, Streptophyta, Magnoliopsida, Poales, Poaceae. The record is from RefSeq and is a predicted model, not a curated record. The transcript is spliced from 14 exons. Gene Ontology annotation, molecular function: alpha-1,4-glucan glucosyltransferase (UDP-glucose donor) activity.